CCUCUAUUUCUCUCUCCAAUUCUUCUGAAAAUCUUCACAGUUUCAAACCCAAAAUUAACCAAAAAAAAAAAAUCAAUGGAGCAAAAAAAAAAUUGAAGCAUUAAUUGAGCAAUUGGAUUUCUGAAUCUGUGACUCACUUCAUGAUCCUCAUCUCUGUUAGCUACCUGCUUCACUCUUCUUCUUCUUCUUCUUCCUUCUUCACUCACCAAACCCUACCUCCUUUCUCCAUCUCUCAAUCAACCCUCCAUUGUUGAUCCGAUCCCAAAUUUGUUCUAUAUGUGAAUCUUCCUCGCCUUCUCCGAUUCGUUUCCUCGAUCGCAUUUCACUAUCUUGUAAAUUUCUGAAGUGGGAACAAUGGUGGGGAAUUUCCAGCCCACGGUUCUUGUGUUUUUGGCGAUUCUUGUUGUUGGGAAGGCGGAAAUUUACAUUGUCACCAUUGAUGGAGAGCCUAUUGUGAGUUACCAAGGUGAUCUUGAUGGAUUUGAGGCCACUGCUGUGGAAUCUGAUGAGAAGAUCGACUCUACCAGUGAAAUUGUGACAUCCUAUGCUCGUCACCUUGAAAAUAAACAUGACAUGCUUCUUGGGAUGUUGUUUGAGAGAGGAUCCUUCAAGAAGCUCUAUAGUUAUAAGCAUCUCAUCAAUGGAUUUGCAGUUGACAUCUCGCACGAGCAGGCAGAGACUCUAAGACACACGCCAAUUGUGAAAUCUGUGGAGAGGGACUGGAAGGUUAGGAAACUAACAACACACACACCGGAGUUUUUGGGUCUUCCAACAGGCGUAUGGCCAACCGGCGGUGGCUUUGACAGGGCUGGAGAAGACAUUGUGAUUGGAUUUGUGGACUCAGGGAUAUAUCCACACCAUCCAAGUUUUGCUACAUAUAAUACCGAACCUUUCGGGCCAUGUUCGAAGUAUAAAGGGAAAUGUGAAGUUGAUUCCAACACCAAGAAGAAUUUUUGCAAUGGAAAGAUUGUUGGAGCUCAACAUUUUGCAGAAGCUGCUAAAGCAGCUGGGGCAUUUAAUCCUUCCAUUCAUUUUGCAUCUCCUUUGGAUGGUGACGGACAUGGAAGCCAUACUGCAGCAAUUGCAGCUGGAAACAAUGGAAUCCCUGUGAGACUGCAUGGCUAUGAAUUUGGUAAAGCAAGUGGGAUGGCUCCCCGUGCUAGAAUUGCUGUAUAUAAAGCUCUCUACAGGAUUUUUGGAGGAUUUGUUGCUGAUGUUGUGGCAGCUAUUGAUCAGGCUGUACAUGACGGGGUCGAUAUUCUGAGUCUUUCGGUGGGGCCAAAUAGUCCUCCUGCAACUACAAAGAUCACAUAUUUAAACCCUUUUGAUGCUACCCUUCUUUCAGCUGUGAAGGCUGGUGUCUUUGUUGCGCAAGCUGCUGGAAAUGGAGGUCCAUUUCCUAAAACAUUGGUGUCCUAUAGUCCAUGGAUAGCCACUGUGGCUGCUGCCAUUGAUGACAGAAGAUACAAAAACCAUCUCACACUUGGUAAUGGAAAAAUCUUGGCUGGACUUGGGCUAUCACCUGCUACACAUUUAAACCGAACGUACACAUUGGUCGCAGCUAACGACGUUCUGUUAGAUUCAUCAGUAAGGAAGUCCAGCCCCUCAGACUGCCAAAGACCAGAAGUUCUAAACAAACGACUGGUUGAAGGGAAGGUUCUUCUUUGUGGCUAUUCAUUCAGUUUUGUUGUGGGUACUGCUUCAAUCAAGAAGGUCGCUCAAACUGCAAAAGCCCUUGGUGCUGCUGGCUUUGUUCUUGCUGUUGAAAACGUCUCUCCUGGAGCAAAAUUUGACCCUGUUCCUGUUGGCAUUCCUGGGAUUCUUUUAACUGAUGUCACCAAGUCGAUGGAUCUUAUAGACUACUAUAACACCUCUACACCCCGAGACUGGACGGGUCGGGUCAAGAGCUUUGACGCUGUGGGUAGCAUUGGUGAUGGUUUGAUGCCUUUAUUGUACAAAUCAGCUCCUGAGGUUGCAUUGUUUUCUGCUCGUGGACCAAAUAUUAGAGACUUUAGCUUUCAGGAUGCUGACCUUCUCAAACCAGAUAUUCUAGCUCCUGGUUCUUUGAUAUGGGCUGCUUGGUCUCCAAAUGGUACAGAUGAGCCUAACUAUGUUGGAGAGGCAUUUGCUAUGAUUUCUGGAACGAGCAUGGCAGCACCGCAUAUAGCUGGUAUAGCAGCUCUUGUAAAACAGAAGCAUCCUAACUGGAGUCCUGCAGCCAUCAAAUCGGCCUUGAUGACGACAUCAACAACAAUGGACCGAGCAGGAAGACCUCUUAAAGCACAACAAUUUUCCGAAACAGAAGUCAUGAAACUAGUAUCUGCAACGCCUUUCGAUUACGGGAGUGGUCAUGUAAACCCAAGAGCAGCUCUGGAUCCUGGACUCAUCUUUGAUGCAGGUUAUGAAGAUUACUUGGGAUUUUUGUGCACGACAGCGGGCAUCAACGUGCACGAGAUACACAACUAUACUAACUCACCCUGCAACUUCACCAUGGGACAUCCCUGGAAUCUAAACAGCCCAUCAAUUACCAUCGCCCAUCUUGUGGGAACUAAGACUGUUACACGCACAGUAACAAAUGUUGCUGAGGAAGAAACCUAUACAGUUACUGCAAGAAUGGACCCUGCUAUUGCCAUAGAAACAAAUCCUCCAGCAAUGACAUUACGAUCCGGGUCGUCGAGAAAAUUUUCAGUAACUCUCACAGCUCGUUCACAGACAGGAACAUAUAGUUUUGGCGAGGUUGUAUUGAAGGGCAGUAGGGGUCACAAGGUUAGAAUACCUGUAGUAGCCAUGGGAUACCAACGAUGAGGUAACUCAGAAAGAGAUUUUAUGUGGUUGUAAUAUUCUUUGUAUCUGUUGGAAUAAGCUAAAUAGGAUAUCAGAUGUAAUUUGUCUGAAAUAUGUAUGAGACUGUAAAAAAGAUGAACUCAGAACAAGGGAGGAGGCUUCCUGGUUUCUUCCACUUAAGUUUUGAUUACUAAUUUUGUUUUCUAAUACAGUUUCCAGUUUCCCGUUUC
Messenger RNA from Cucurbita pepo subsp. pepo (vegetable marrow), 3014 nucleotides. Its product is annotated as subtilisin-like protease SBT2.5. Gene Ontology annotation, molecular function: serine-type endopeptidase activity. The record is from RefSeq and is a predicted model, not a curated record. NCBI's taxonomy places the organism in Eukaryota, Viridiplantae, Streptophyta, Magnoliopsida, Cucurbitales, Cucurbitaceae. Gene Ontology annotation, biological process: proteolysis.